This is a messenger RNA of Hypomesus transpacificus, 945 nucleotides long. RefSeq names its product chloride intracellular channel 1 (gene clic1). The record is from RefSeq and is a predicted model, not a curated record. The transcript is spliced from 7 exons. Lineage: Eukaryota; Metazoa; Chordata; Actinopteri; Osmeriformes; Osmeridae. The coding region runs from base 186 to 914 and encodes 242 amino acids.
AUCCAGGACUACGCAAGAGUUCCCUCUCAAAUAAUCUCAUGGUCUGUCCCGUAACCCACCAGGGUCAGGAAAUGGAGGAAUAAAGUGGUAUCGUAGGGUGGAGAAACAGACAGACAGGGCGGUCGUACCACUCCAAACGCUCAGAGCAAGACUGAGAUUUUUGUGCGACAAGACUUGCUACAAAGAUGAGUGACGAAAAUCGACCGCAGGUUGAACUUUUCGUAAAGGCAGGCAGUGACGGCCAGAGCAUCGGCAACUGUCCUUUCUCCCAGCGCCUGUUCAUGGUGCUGUGGCUGAAAGGAGUCACCUUUAAUGUCACCACAGUGGACAUGAAGAGGAAGCCAGACAUCCUGAAGGACCUGGCUCCUGGGGCCCAGCCUCCUUUCCUGCUGUACGGGACAGAGGUGAAGACCGACACCAACAAGAUAGAGGAGUUCCUGGAGGAGAACCUGGCCCCUCCUAAGUAUCCUCGUCUGGCAGCCCAGAACCCAGAGUCCAACACGGCCGGGCUGGAUGUGUUCUCCAAGUUCUCAGCCUACAUCAAGAACUCAAACCCCCAGCUCAACGACAAUCUAGAGAAAGGCCUGCUGAAGGCUCUGAAGAAGCUUGAUGACUACCUCGGCUCUCCACUUCCUGACGAGAUCGAUGAGAAUAGCGCAGAUGAUGUCACUUCCUCUUCCCGCCCCUUCCUGGACGGCCAGGCCCUGACGCUGGCUGACUGCAACCUGCUGCCCAAGCUGCACAUCGUCAAGGUGGUGUGUCUGAAGUACCGAAGCUACGCCAUCCCCCGCUCCCUGGCUAACCUGUGGCGGUACCUGGACGCAGCCUACGCCCGUGAGGAGUUCUCCUCCACCUGCCCCAACGACGCCGAGAUCCACAUGGCCUACGCCUCCGUGGCCAAGGCUCUCAAGUAGAGGGGGAGGGAGGGAGGGAGGCAGGGGGUGA